AUGUCUGCUCGCCCUUUGUCGCAAUGCCUUCGUGCUCGCUGCCUUCUCCGCGGACCUCAGAACACUAAGGGCUUCUCGACCCGAAGCACUCUCCGCGCCGCUGACCACGGUGAUCACUAUGACCCUCCCACCGGAUGGCUUUUCGGAGUGAAGCCAGGUCAGAAAUAUGUGAAGGAAGGCUGGGAAAACAUUUGGUACUACGGAUUCAUUGGCAGUUUGCUCGCUGCUGGCGUUGCAUACAUUUUCAAGCCCGAUACCUCGAUACAAACAUGGGCUUUGGAGGAGGCCCGACGAAGGCUAGAGGCCGAGGGCAUCUUGGAGGACCCUGACAAGGUUCAGCACAAGUGA
Molecule: messenger RNA, 348 nt
Organism: Aspergillus thermomutatus
Lineage: Eukaryota; Fungi; Ascomycota; Eurotiomycetes; Eurotiales; Aspergillaceae
Exons: 2
Coding region: 1-348 (115 amino acids)
Source: RefSeq, a predicted model, not a curated record